AUGCCAAGGGAGGAGGAGAAGGGUGCUAUGGUAGUUGCAAACGAUGAAGAUGAAGAUGUAGCGUCUGCAGACAUGGUUUCAAAUGUUCGACCCCGGUACCAUGAUGCUUUCGCGGGCCAACAAAGGGGAAACGAGCUUAAGAACAGAAGCCAGAUGAGUAUUGCCUGCAGCCAUUACUUUCCGAUAGCAGGUCAAGCCAAGAAGAGCAUCCCUUGUGUCGUGUACCUGCACGGCAACAGCGGCUGCCGUCUGGAAGCAGAUGAGCUAGCAGACGACUUUCUGAGCACAGGGAUAUCCUUCUUCAGCGUCGACUUUGCAGGAUGCGGUGUAUCCGACGGAAACAUCGUGACGCUCGGGUAUCGGGAGAGAGAAGACUUGGAGGCGAUCUUGGACUAUCUCAAGGAUGAUUCGUGCGUGUCCAAUGUCGCACUGAGCAUGGGAGCAGCCACUGCCCUGCUGGUGGCUUCGGACGAUAGAUACUAUGCUUUCAUCUCUUGCAUGGUCUUGGACAGCUGCUACUGCUCCCUCAGACAGGUGCUUUUGGAUCAUGCAUGCAAGUUCACAGGGCACAUUCCGCUUCUCCCAUACGAGACUGUGGCGGACAGCGCUGUGGAAGUAGUUCGUUCGGCAGUUGAGGCCCGGGCCGGAUUUGACCUCGACACUCUCGACCUUCUCAAGGUGGCCUCCCUCUGCCAAGCUCCAGUCCUGUUCGGGCAUGCGAGCGAAGAUCAUCUAGUCAACGCAGCUCAUUCCUACAGAUUAUAUCGCGAGUACGGUGGCGAGAAGGACAUCACCAUCUUCAAGGGAGAUCACAACAGCCCGCGGCCCCAAGACUUCACGAACAGGCUCGAGCCCUUUUUGGUUGAUUUGGUUCGGCUUACCUCCCGCCUUUGCAGAGCUCGUGAUUUUCUUGUCAAGAAGUUGAAGUCUGCAGAGACCGAUUUCAAUCAGAUUCGAAAGGUGCACAAAAUGCUCUGGUUCCAUGUCAUCCCUGUGACAAUGAAGCAGAGGAAGAGGAUCUUUCAUCGCAUGAAGUUCCAUCUCUUCAAGAAUUCUGCGUUAAAGGCCAAGAAGGAGCCUGUCUACAAACUUGGCGCGGUUGCGGUGAUUGAGCUGCGUGGGAACCAGGACACGAUCUGA
Molecule: messenger RNA, 1140 nt
Organism: Guillardia theta CCMP2712
Lineage: Eukaryota; Cryptophyceae; Pyrenomonadales; Geminigeraceae
Exons: 14
Coding region: 1-1140 (379 amino acids)
Source: RefSeq, a predicted model, not a curated record